UGCGGCGGCCAAUUGGCGCUCACUGUGUCGUGCGCGCACCGGCUCGGGGCCGCGCACGCAGGGUUUGGAAACUUUUAGCGGGAACGAGCACGUGCGCGUACCCGUGUUCUUUGUGUGGCAGCAAAGGGAAAGCGCCAAAAGAGUGACCAUGGCUGAUGAGAAACCGAAGGAAGGAGUGAAGACUGAAGGUAAUGAACACAUCAACCUGAAGGUGGCAGGCCAGGAUGGCUCCGUCGUGCAGUUCAAGAUCAAAAGACACACUGCGCUCAGCAAACUCAUGAAGGCCUACUGCGACAGACAGGGACUGUCCAUGAGGCAAAUCCGGUUCAGGUUUGAUGGACAGCCAAUAAAUGAGACAGACACGCCAUCACAAUUGGAAAUGGAAGACGAAGACACGAUUGACGUGUUCCAACAACAGACAGGAGGCGUGAUUUAAUCAACUGGCCCUUGGUGUCAUCUUUCCUCAUUUAACCGAACCGCAGCCUGGUAUAUACAUCAUUCUCAUCUUGUCCUAUUGAGGUUUAAAUGACUCUGCUGUACAGUAUUUUCAGUCUUGGCCCUGUUACCUCUGUACUAUUUGUACAUGAACCAAUCCAGAUCGAUGUUUCGGAUUUAGGUCGUCAAAUUGGACUGAUUCUCGAAUGAGUACUAUAAGAACUUUGCCAAUCACCAGGCUAGGUCCUGAGUUUUGCUAGUAAAUUGGUUCUCAAGGUGAGCUAUUUUCAAACUGUCUGUGAUGUUCACACUACUUAUAGAAUGUGGUCACAAGGGGCCAAACUAACCACCUGCAAAAUUGAUUGUCAUGAUCAGGUCACUGUGCGUGCUGGCCACUCGGAGCAUGUCAAUAAAUGUCUGGGCUUUAUCAAACUGUUGAAAUGGGCCUAAAACCUCACUUGUUGAUCAUAUGAAAAUUAAUUUGAUUAUUAUCCCUACAUGGUGGCGAAUCUGUGCACAA
Molecule: messenger RNA, 955 nt
Organism: Hippocampus zosterae (dwarf seahorse)
Lineage: Eukaryota; Metazoa; Chordata; Actinopteri; Syngnathiformes; Syngnathidae
Product: small ubiquitin-related modifier 2-like
Exons: 4
Coding region: 149-436 (95 amino acids)
Biological process (GO): protein sumoylation
Cellular component (GO): nucleus
Molecular function (GO): protein tag activity; ubiquitin-like protein ligase binding
Source: RefSeq, a predicted model, not a curated record